This is a messenger RNA of Cyclopterus lumpus (lumpfish), 7724 nucleotides long. RefSeq names its product nck-associated protein 5-like. NCBI's taxonomy places the organism in Eukaryota, Metazoa, Chordata, Actinopteri, Perciformes, Cyclopteridae. The record is from RefSeq and is a predicted model, not a curated record. Gene Ontology annotation, cellular component: microtubule plus-end. Bases 47 to 5905 code for a protein of 1952 amino acids. The transcript is spliced from 18 exons. Gene Ontology annotation, biological process: microtubule depolymerization; microtubule bundle formation.
CUGGAGAGGAGAGCGUGCCGGUGGAUUACCAAUGCGUGUCCUCUGAAUGCACCAGGAUGCUGCAUCUCCACCCGGGGAAAAGCUGGCCGUGGCUCGCCUGCAGAGAGAAGUCGCACGGAGCAAGAGUGAAGGAACAAUGCGAGAAAAGCUGAUCCACGAGCUAGAGGAAGAGCGACGCCUGCGACUGGAGAGCGAGAAGCGUCUCCGGGAAGUGACGGAGGAGUCGGAUCUGGGACGGGCGCAGAUGGUUUCACUGCAGCAGCAAUUCUCCAGGAUGGAAGAGACGGUGCGGUCGCUGCUGCACAACCAGGGCGGCGUGGAGCAGACGGCUGUGGACCCACUGGACAUCAUGAAGGCCUACAGGGAUAAACUCUCGGAGGAAGUGCGGAAACAGUUCGACGGCCCCGAGGAGAACGCCUCCCUGCCGCCGUCGACUAAGGCGGGGCCAGACCCGCCGAACGCCGACACCAGCCAAGCAGAAGAGGACGAAAACGGAACCGUACCCCUUCUGGAUCGCCUCCAGGCCCUGGAGGAGAAGAAUUCUGCCCUGGCCGUGGAGAACGAGAGCCAGAGGGAACAGUACGAACGCUGUCUUGACGAGGUUGCCAAUCAAGUUGUGCAGGCGCUUCUCACCCAGAAGGAUCUGAGAGAGGAAUGUCUGAAGCUGCGGACUCGAGUUUUUGACCUGGAGCAGCAGAAUCGGGCGCUGGGCGUUCUGUUCCAGCAGCGGAUCAAGCCCGCCUCGGACCUGCUCCUCCAGAAACUCCACUCUCGGAUCAUGGAUCUAUCUGCAGCAGAUUUGCUCUUGGAGCCCGAGAGAAGCAAGGCCUUUCUGCUUUCCAGGAACACAGACUCUCCUUUUAGUGAGGUGCAGAUGAAUGGAAAGGCGGGUCUCCCAGUGGCCAAGUGUCUGAGCCAGCUGAGUCUGACAGUGCCAGCGCCUGUGUACCCACGCAGCAGCUGUAGCAGUAGUGAGUUGUCCCUGUCGAGUGCAUGCAGUGAAUUCUCCAGCGGCUCCUAUACCUGGAAUGAUGGACGCUCCUGUGGGAAAAUGUCAUCGCUGACCUGGGAGAAGAGGCUGAGUUUGGGUUCGUCGGCUCCUAGUAAUAUCUGCGCCCCGCCGGAGGAGCAGCCGCCCACAAGGCGCAAGGAGAGCAACAUACUGGAGGGACUGAGGAAGCUCCAGAGGAGGAAACACAGGAGCUCCUCUGUUUCGUCCAAGGUUUCCAAGUCGGCCGACAAAGACUGCAUGAACUCCAACGAGGGCAUCUACUCCCUGGGUAUAAAGACUGGCAGUAAAGGGGUGUCCAAGCCCACCCACGUCGGUAGAACUUUAGCUGUCGGGGGCAAGAGGUUCUCUUAUGAUUCUGAUGAUGCAGAUGAUGAAUUGCCACAUUCCAGUCGAGGAGUUGACAUCCCCACCAAGGAUAGCUGGUUUUACUGUAAGAGGCUCUCUCGGAGCAUAUCAGACAGUUUGUGCAGCUGGGAGGGGCUACAGGACAGUGGGGGGGGAGGGGACGGGAGCUUGGGUCCAGCGGCUUCAAAACACCCUUCUGGCUGUGACUCAAAAGAGCGUCCUGAGAAACUCCUGAGUUUCAUCAACAGUUUUCUCCCAGAGGGAGCGAGGACAUCAGCUUUUUCUAAACCCUCCUCACUGCACUUCAUCCCUUCUGACCCAGAGGGUCCAAACCCCCUCUCUGACGCGGAUGAUCUAGAGGAACUCAACUCUGAGUCUAGUGACAUCCGAAUGUCCUUCAGCCAGCCACCGGAGCGAGCGGAGAGGGACUCCGAGAGGGUUUCACGAGAUGCUGCCAAGCUGCUUGCACAACAGUGCUUGCGAAGAGAGCAGGGACGCACCCAGUCUGCAGAUGGGAGGCCCAGGCCUUUCAGCCUAAUUAAGGAGCCCAAAGGGGCAACGUCUACUCAGUCUGAGGAGAGCAUUUCUAAAAUAUUUGAUGCCGAAGGAGAGCCUAUUGAACUUUGUGCUCAGAAGCUCACAGCAGGUGUUGGCCCUGUAAAUGACAUCCAAAGUAGCAAAGUAAUUGACGAUUACACGGAACUACUGCCCCGCGAGAGGCCAACAAGGCAGAAAUCAGUAAAUGCAAGAAACUACACCGUUCUUGAAUCUCCAGAGAAGCCGUCUGAAUAUCAAAUUAGGUCGGGCAAAACAAGCAAUAGCAGGGAUGGAAGUGCAGAGAGGCUGUCAAUGCAGCUGACGCCACAAAGGAAAUUAAUCAAACCACCAGCCAACCGACCUAAUAAAGGCCAUUCCAUCCCUCCCAUGAACGAUUCUGCUCCGAAGUCGAGUGGUUCAAAGAUACCCGGUCGAAACAAACCUUUAGGAUCACCACUGAAAUUGUCUAAGGUUUCUUCCACUGAACCAAGUAGCAGUGGAAACUCAGGACCCUCUGGUCAGGAGAAGUCCCCCUCCUCUCCUGCAGUUAAAAUGUCCAGGUUCAUCAAAGCAGCAGGAACCUGUUCACAGAGCCCAAAGGCAGUAAACUCCAAGCUCCCCAGCAGGGCCGAAUGGAGUAAGGGCUCCUCCUCCAGUUCCCCACACCUCUCAAGGAGGCACCUGGAGUAUGCUGACAAUGGCGAACAGCCAACCAGAGACAAACACUGUGAAACCAGCAAAAAUAAACUCAGGUCCCCUUCUCCUCCCCCUCCUCCGGGCCGCACCACCUCCUUACUAAUCAGACCAAAUUACGAAGGGUCGCCUCAAGCACAUAAAACAUGGGUGGCUCAAACCUCCACACCGACCACUGUGAGGGGCCCUCCCCCAAGUUACCACACAUCACUUGUACCAAAUAUGCAAACUACGCUACCCAUCAAGGAUAAAGACUGUUUAGACUUGGAUGCAGGCUACGGGACUGCACUUGCACCUCAGAAACUGGUUGAGAAAACCAGUCAGCACCUUCAAAAGUCCCCCGCCAAUACUCAGACAACUACUAAAGGCACUUCCAAGAGGAUGACCACAAAAGACUACCUCCCUUCUGCAAACUCAGGGUGUGCUCCAGAAUCUGAAAAUGCACCUAAAAGCUCAAAGAAUGUCCCUCCUCCCUACAGUGCCCUCAGAGGGUCCUCUCUUCAAAAUUCAUUUGCAAGUAAAAGAGGAUCAACCCAUGAUAAUGUCCAUCAGACAGUGCAGAAGACGUCUAUUAGUUUGCCUAUAUCGCUUCAGGACACUCCUCACGGUAAAACAGAACCCCAAAAUGGCAAAGCGGUUGUCAGCCCACCCAGCUCAGUCAUGAUUUCCCCCAACUCAGCGGAUAAAGCCUCAAAGACUCGCAUCCCAAUGGGGUUUAAAGCAUUUUUAAAAUCUCCCCCGAGCCAUAAAAAUAGUCCCUCUAUACCAGGCAAGCAAGAGAAAGAUCAUAUCAACUCAGUCUCCAAGGAGACUGUGACUUUAAAUGCUUCUACUCAGUGUGACAGCUUGCAGCCAGUGUACAGUAUUGAUUCACCAGCCAAGAUGUCUGUUACAGAGGGAAAAGGUGAUGUCCAGUAUAGGUUGCUGGAAGACGAAGUGCAUGCUGCUGUGUUGCCAGAGGAGGAAGAGGUUUGCGAUAAAGGGAAAAGGAGUAGUCAGCUUUUCUCCAGAUCCAUAUCUGUAACUACUAAACCUCAUCUUAAGCCAGCCUUGGGGAUGAAUGGGGCCAAAGCAAGGAGCCAGAGCUUCAGCACCAACUACAUUGAGAAACCCAACAUCAAUUCUCUGGAUGGACCGGGUAAAAUCCGAACUCAGAUCAUCACCAACUCGGGCGAAAGGGGAAACUCUUUGUCAAGGCAGACUUCAUUGGAGGUACCAAGUGGUGGGUUAGCGGAGAGCCCUGUCCAUCCCCCCAGGACUAGGCUUAGCCACUAUGGAGGCAUGACGGGGUCAAACAGCCACAACGUCCUCCCUGAGAGAACUUCUAAAUCAGGCUCCAAAGGUAACGGGUCACAGGGCACAGCGAAGGCGAACGCCAUCACCUCACCUUCUCAAAAAGAGGCCCGAAGCUUACCCAUCAGUGAUAGGAUUGGUUUGAACAAUAUUCGCAAGACCGCAAAAGUUGCCUCUCAUCCACAGUUUCAUCCUCCCUCCUCUUGUGUCUAUCGCUCAGAAAAUCCAGUGCGAGAGACGGGAGGCCUAGAAACCAGCGCUAACGAGCCAGACCUCAGCAGGGAAGUCCAAACCCAGGAACACUCUCCGGACACGGAGGAGAAGAAAAUCAGCCCAACGGCCUGCACUAUCGAAGAGAAAGUCAUGAUGGGAAUCGAGGAGAAUUUGCAGAAAUGUCAAGAGCAGGAGAAAGUAGCUGCCAGCGAGACCAAACAAAAGACGGGCCCCUCUCUGGCGAACUGGUUCGGCCUCCGUAAGAGCAAACUUCCAGCUCUGAGUGGUAAGAAAGCUGAACCUCCGAAGGGGAAAGAGGAGAAGAUAGAGACAAAGAUUGGAUCAGUGCUCGGCGGCAAACAGGUGAAGUCUGACAAGAAGAAGGAUAAGAAGAAAAAUGACAACCAGCAGAGGGACAGUCAGGAGGUGCAGAAUCUGUCUGAGAUGAACAACAAGCUGAGCUCCAUCAUGGACCACUGCAACAACCAGAUGGGUCAGAUUGCCAGUCAGAUCCAGUGUACGACAGCCUUCAUCGGCAAAGACCAGUUUGUGAAGGAGCUUCUUGGCAGGACCGCUGUGAAGGGCAACUGUGUGGCUGCAUCGCCGCCCGGGAUCUCCACCCCCAAGAAACACAGUGAUACGAGGAGAGAUAUGGAGAUCUGUGCAGAUACUGCUACCCUUUUAAUGAGUCAGAAGAUCCACCUGAGGCCUGAAAAUGAAGCAGGACGCAUCCCAGACACGUCUUGCCAAGACCACAUGAUCGGCUCCGGCUGUCAGAUGAGAACCCUGGACAGCGGGAUCGGCACCUUCCCCCUCCCUGAUUCCGUCACCCGGGCCAGCGGUCGCCACAUCUCCAAAUCUGAGUCCAGCCCAGGUGGGGUGACCGCAGGCUCUUCUGAUCUAGAUCGGGAGCCUCCCUCUUCUCACCCAGACCCCUCACAACCUGAUGUGAAAGUGCCUUCCCUCCCAAACACCCGCCCGCAUGCCCCGACAAGCAUGGGUCACUCCCUGUCCGAACCCAGUGUGACCUGCAGCGACCACGCACAAGACACCCAGAGCCGCCUGCCCAAAUUAGCAGCUUCAGAUGCAAUCAGGACAAAGAGGUUGAGUCUCGGCUCUCCACGCAGCAGCAGCAUCUCCACAGAGGACAAAGAGACGGAAGCAGAGAGGACGAUGAAAGCCCAGGAUGAGGACCUGCCCAGUGAAAGAGCCCUGCAAGUGAGCACGUACUCAGGGAGCGGCAGCGACACCGAGACCGAACCAGAGAGAACCGGAAGCUCACCACAGAGGACCCUGGUCAACAGAUCUAAAAAGAGGGACUCAGUGGACCAGAAUGAGGAGACCCUGAAGAGGAGCAGUGUGGAGACGUCCUUGUCCAUCAUGGACUACUACCAGCACGAAAUGUACUCUCAUCUGGAGAAGGACAGCCGGCGGAUCUCCCAGUACAACCUGUUGCACAAGGAGUCGUCCCUGGAUGGCAAAGCCGGAGACAGACUCAGUAAGGACAUUCCCACGGAGAAGGCGCCCGUCAGUGGCCAGUCGAGCUCCCUCGACUUCUCCAUGGAGUCCCUGAACCAGCUGAACCACAGCGGCUCCAGCAGCGGCAGCCUGUACCCGGACGUGAGCUUGGGCGGCCGCCGGGGCGACGGUCACGCCGAGGCGGGCAAGAGCGAAGAGGACUGCUGCAAGGUGGACGAGCCCUCCUCCUCCAGCUUCAUGAGCAAGCCGGGGGCCGAUCCCGUGGGCUCCCUCAGCGACUCGCUGUACGACAGCUUCUCCUCCUGCACCAGCCACGGCUCCAACGAAGUGUAGGGGCAACGAGGAAGAAGGCGGGGCUGUAAAGCGCGAUAUCGAGGCCGGUCUCUGACAUCAAGUUCUUUUCAAAUUCUCUCCUCACGAGGAGAUUUUCAGGAUGAUUUUCAUCCCUGUUGAACCUUAAGAAACCCCCUCUAAGCAUUUUUGUUUGCAUUAACAAGUAAAAACAUACUUCUAUUGGACUUGGUUUGGUCUCAACCCUCUUUGGAUCUGGACUACAGCCCGGCCACAACAUGCAGAGCCCUGUGCUCUCUCCAUACAACACGAAGCACUUAGUGGAGCCGGAGACCCGAACCCCAAACCAGGACUUUGAAUAGUUUGACUCUGGGUGUGGUGGACUGGACAGCAAUACAAGACAUUGUGUCUUUGAAAUUCUUUCCCUCUGUGGCGGGGGAACUUCUUAUCAUUGCACUGUAACAAAUACUGUACAAAGUUUGUGAGGAGUGAACGAUUAUUCAAGCAGCGAUAAGCGGGGCGUCUCCUCGGGGGGCGUCUGCUCGGGGAGCAUCUCCUCGGGGGGCGUCUCCUCGAGGAGUGUCUCCUCGAGGCAACAUGGCCGUACAGUUGCAACAUAAUUGUUGCUUUGAUUGCAUUCCCAAUGGCUAGGAAAGUAGAUUUAAACCACGAGGUGUCAUUUUAUGUUUUGCUGCUAAGUACGUUGCUCAAAUAUUACCCAUGUUGAAUCACAACCCAUAAUAAUACACCUGGUUCAUCAUCCAUCAUCUACUCCUUUUUUUAUAUUUCCUUUCAUUCCUGUUCAUUUUAAAGGUAAAAACCUGUUGCCAAUCCUCCCUUUGUGGGUUAUUUCAAGCAACUUUGCAGCCGCAAACUACAUCGUUUUUUUUAAUUUUUUUAAAUGUCUUAAGAAUUAUCACUAUCCAGCUAACAAUACUUAUGAUGAUGUCAACUGAAGCAAAACACACUUUGUUUCCACGCAUGAACUAAUAAGUGACUUUUCACGGUCUGACUGGUACUUGAAAGCACCCCGUGUUUUUGUUGAUAGCUCAGGGAACAUACUGGACUCAUGUAGAUUGUAAGAAUUAAACCGCAGCCAUCAGGAAAAAAUGUCGACGAACACAAAAUUACACUCAGUAAUCUUCUGCUUUUGUUUCUCAUGCAAAACCCCAGAAUCCAAACAGUCUCAUGUAGCCUAGCGUAGCGUACCCGACCUCUCCAAACCUCAGUUUUCCUUUCAUAGUUGUAUAUUAUGUUGUAUAUAGAAAAUAAGUUAAUAUCAGAAGGGGCAUUGCUGAUUGAUAUAUGCAAAUGAGGAGAAAAGCAACAACAACAACAAUAACAAAUGUAAAUUGUUUGCCAAUCAUCCAACCAAGGUUUUAAGUGUGAAAAUGGCAUGCAUCUUUUUUCUUGUUCAAAGCAAAAUCUUUAUUUUGAUCGAUAAGAGCUAUUACUAAAAUAUCACUUUAUUUUAAAGACAUAUUUGAACUUUUAGGUGAAGUUAUGCCAAAUUUCUAUCUGGAAUUUGACCAGCUGGUGCUAAUCAACAGAGCCGACUGUGCGUUUCAUUUUUUCUAUGAAACUGUUAAUAUUGUAUGAAGAGAGUCUGAAGAGGACUUGUGUAUUUUUCUAGAUGUCCAGUAUUUAUACCCACAUUUUGUACUGUCAGACUGUAGUGUGAUUGUCAUGCUUCACCUCUCUCCUUAAAUGUUCCUGGUUCCUUUGAAAAGAGAAAUGGUUACCAGCAGUGUUACUUUGGUAAUUAUUAUUAAUGUUAUUAUUAUUAGUAUUACUGCGUGCAAUUUUUGUCUGUUACACCAGACUUUAAUGCUAUAUUUUAUGUAACUAUUUCCUAAAUAAA